This is a messenger RNA of Phascolarctos cinereus (koala), 2931 nucleotides long. RefSeq names its product ICOS ligand-like. Gene Ontology annotation, biological process: T cell receptor signaling pathway; regulation of cytokine production. The record is from RefSeq and is a predicted model, not a curated record. Lineage: Eukaryota; Metazoa; Chordata; Mammalia; Diprotodontia; Phascolarctidae. Gene Ontology annotation, molecular function: signaling receptor binding. Gene Ontology annotation, cellular component: external side of plasma membrane.
CGGGCGGGAGCCGUCCGUCACUACUCCCUCAGACCAAGACUGUGUUGUUCGUGGCAGAACUGACAGCUGUGCGGUUGCAGCCUCAGGUUGCGGAAGAUAUUAGAGCUCGGAUUCUUCUGCUCUCCAAGCCACUGUGGGUCACCAUAAUCUCUCUCUUGCGCUCACAACAUGCCCCUGAAAAGUACUGGAUUCCUCUUGCUCCUUUUUGGUUGUCUGAGAGCUGCUAUAAUGGAAGAAGUACAUGGUAUGGUAGGCGGCAAUGUUGACUUAAGCUGCAUUAGUCCUGAAAGAAAACAUUUUGAUUUAAAUAAAACACUCGUUUAUUGGCAAACAAAAAACAACGUACUUCUAAAUUCAUAUAUUCCUGGAGAAGAUACUUCCAAAUAUAUUCACUUAAAGUAUCAGAACAGGACAUCACUGACACUUGAAAAAAUGGAAAAAGGCGAUUUUUCUCUGCAUUUGUCUAACAUCACCAUAGAAGAUGAGCUGGAGUUUGCAUGCAUUGUUGUGAACAAAUCUAAUACUGAGUUUUUUUUCACAUCUAUAGUAAAUCUCCGUGUGGCAGCAAACUAUAGUGUUCCAAUAGUAGAUGAUAAGACCAACAAUACAGAAGUCAUUUUCACCUGCACUUCCCACAAUGGUUUUCCAAAGCCAAAGGUUUACUGGGUAAACAAAACAGAUAAUAGUUUGCUUAAUCAAAGCCUACAAAAUGAUACCUUCACCACCAAUGAGAAAGGCUUAUUCAGCGUCUCCAGUGUGCUGAAGAUUACAUGGACUCCUAAUAUCAGUAUUGAAUGCUGUAUAGAAAACGUGAACCUACAGCAAAACCUAACAGUUCAGUCAAGCUUUCUCCUUUCUCCAGGCGGAAACUUCAUUCGUCAAACAAUCACUACUCCCCCAAAUCAGCUUAAACCACCUGAGAAAACAACAAAUACUGUCUUCUUUACUAUCUUUGGAAUUUUACUUGUGAUUCUUCUGAUUGUUGGGAUUGGUAGUAGAAAGCUGUGUAAAAAGAAACAUCGCUACGGAGAUUACACAGGUCCCCAGGGAAACAGACAGAUGGCAGAAACUACCGAGUAUAUUUGAAAGGGAAGCCAUCUGCAUAGAAAACAAGACACCUGACUGUAAACUACCAUAUGACAAAGGCAAUUUUGAUUUGGCAAUGCUUGACCAAAACUCCUCCUGCUACAGAGGGUGAAAUGACUGACUGUCUUUCAAAUGGAAAGAAGGGGAAGUGAUUGCCUUCUACCUUUCUACUCACCUCUCAAAGAAGAUUAAGAAUAGCCAUCUGAAGCUCGAAACACUGGGAUGGUACCUUUGAGGAACUGGAGUACUAUUAUACUACUGGAAUGUCAUGGUGGUCACUUUUGAAAAGUACUGACUGCACUGAUCCCAGCUAGAAGGAGAAUGCAGCUAAUUCAAGAUUAUUUUUUGGAGGGUCAACAGCAUUCUGCAGUAGAAGAAUCCAAGAAGGCUCUUCCUCUUUCUAACCAUUAACUAUUGACCAUGAUCGAAAAGGGAGGCAGUUCUGACUGAAGAGCAAAAGCUAGUCUUCAGGUUGUUUUUUUUUUAAUUCUUUCCUUUCAUCCCUCCAUUCUAUAAGUACCUAUCUUCCCACUGGGAGCCCAGGCUGCAUCUGCUUCAGCUCCAAGAAUAACCAAACUAUGCAAAACUUGGAAUUAAGGCAUUUGGGUAUGGAGUUUCUGAAACGGGAAAAAGGUGACAUACAUGGCAAGGAUGUGUAGUUUUAAAAGAAUGUGAUUGCACUGUACACUUUUGAGGACUGUGUAAGAGGAGAUAUACUGUGUGGCCUUGGGAGACAGCUACCCUACUAUGGAAGUGAUUUCUUAUCUUCUAUUCCCUUAGCAAUACUCACGCUCUAUGCCCCAGUCUUUGAAGAUGCAAUAAUGUGUAAAAUAUGGUGAAUGCCUCUAAUCCCUGCUGCCAGAAAGGCUGAGGCUAGUGGAGCCAUCUCUUUUAUUGGGAGUUCUGAGCUAUAGUUAGCUAAGUCAGUUGGGGUCUACACAAGUCUGCCAGCAAUAUGGUGAGCCUCCAAGAGCAAGGGGCCACCAGGCUACCUAACAAGGGGAGAAUAGGUUCAGGAUGGAAAUGGAGCACAUCUAAGCUGGCUCAGUAGGGCUGAACAAUAGUGUAAUUGAGUCUGUGAAUAGCCCCUGUACUUCUAGUACUCUUCCCCCAAAAUGGGACAAAAAGGAACGUAGGAGGGUUUUUUCGUUUUGUUUUCAUUCUCCAACAGCCAAGUUCAAUUAAGUCAUUAGGCACUAUAGUCCUAAAGGACUCAGAUUCCUGAGGAAAAGAGAAAACAGACAAACAAGACAGAAAAAAGAGGGCCAUCCAUGGGAAGUUGGUUUUGUUUUAUGAUUAAAAGGUAGAAGUUCAUUUUCUUCCUUCUUUUAAGAGAGAUUGGAAAGCUCAUCUUUUCCAUGACUGUGAGUAUUUUUUUAAGAAGGCAUCCAAAAUUUGUUAGUAAAAUAUGGACAAAAAUUUUGGCACUGAGAAGGAGUUUCUCAGUCUUGGAAAAAUUACAAAGAGGACCAAGUUUCUUUCAUAUUUACCUAUGUCCCUCUGUCUAUCUCCCUCCUCCCACCUGCCCCAUGUCCAAUGUAACUUUAAGCAAUAUGAAAUGUCCCAGUGAGCAUCCCACCCAGGUGUAACUGUAAUGAGCCAUAUUCCAGAAUUAUCUAUUCUCUAAUCUAAAAAUCCCUUUCCUUCAGUACUCACUGAAUUCAGUGGAGAAACUAAUCUUAUUACAGUAAUUUAGACUGACAUGUGAAUGAUUUCCAGGCUUGACUCUCCCCAGGGAUAGUUAUUACUUUAAAAGAUGGUUUUGUUGGUUUAAAUGAAUCCCCAAUUGAUAGUCUAUGUUGAGGAGAUUAUAUAUAUAUAUAUAUAUAUAUAUAUAUAUAUAUA